Molecule: messenger RNA, 1656 nt
Organism: Peniophora sp. CBMAI 1063
Lineage: Eukaryota; Fungi; Basidiomycota; Agaricomycetes; Russulales; Peniophoraceae
Source: the annotation of a GenBank genome assembly
AUGUUCAGUGCUAUAUUUGCGAAGCUCCAUCCCAUCUCAGGUGCAUUCGGUCUAACGCAACGGAACGGCGUAUUUCUAUCUUCUGCGAAGAACGAAUGGGCCGUUGGCCGUGGGUCGAGCUUAGACGCACCUCCUGACGUUUGGAUCGAUCACUCGAGGCGCAACACCAGUUCCACUCAUGCCAUCGUGAUAUGGCACCCUGAGAGCCAUUCGGCCGUGCUCAAGGAUUGCGACAGCCGGAAUGGUUCAUACGUCAACGGAUGCAGAGUGCCGCCUGGUCAGUGCGUCGAGUUGAAGGAUGGAGAUAGAGUUUGGUUGGGACCAGUCGACGACUCGCUGUCUUGUGGUUUCUCGUACCAAUAUUUAUGGGGAAGCUACAACCCCUUUCUAUCCGAAUACGGGUGCGAAGCGAAGUUAGGUUCAGGCUCUUUCGGCGACGUCUACAAGUUCUUUCGUCGUUCUCGCCCGUCGGAAGUCUACGCCGUCAAGGUUCUCGACUAUAGCGUGUCGGGCGGAAGAAACAGCUACAAUGACGCUAUAACGGAGAUGAACCUGUCCCGGAAAGCGCGUACCCAUCCGAAUAUAUGUGCAGUCAUCGAAGCUUUCCAGGAUGAUGAACACGAAACCUUAUACCUCUUGAUGCCGUACAUGCCGCUCGGAGACCUCACACAGCAUUUCGCCGACCACACCGGUAUUGGCAUCUUGCGUCUACGUAUCGCCAUCAAGCAGCUAUGUGAUGCGUUGGGUCACAUCCACUCCUACGGAAUCACACACAGAGACGUGAAACCUGCCAAUAUCCUCGUCAAGUGUUGGUCGCCGCUCGUAUUCGCUCUUGCUGACUUCGGAGCGUCGUACGAAACGAAGGAUGACGAGAAUUCCGAAAUGCAUUCUUUGAUAGGAAGUUUCUCUUACAUGGCGCCUGAAGUCGGGAAUUCGACCGGGUACACUAACAAAGUCGACUCAUACAGUAUUGGCGCAACCGGGUUGCAUCUGCUGGUUGGACUUCGGCAUAACCUUUUUGAUGAUUCGGGGGUUUUCUUCUCGAUCUCUGCAUUGAGGGAGUGGUUCGACUCGCGAAAGAUCAGAUGGGAGCUUGCGGAAAGCAGGGGUCUGCCGCCUGAUGGAUAUCGUCUACUCGAGGGGUUACUGGACUCUGAUCCAGAGAAUCGAUGGUCAAUGGCGCAAGUGGCUACCUUUCCAUGGAUAAGGGAUGUGCAAGAUGUCGACGAAUGUGAAUUGAAGAUUGAGCCGACGGUCGACCUCAAACUCGGUGUUGCGUCCUCCGCCGUCGAAUCGCCCCUCGUCGUAGAGCCACUCGAUGCUACACGUCUCUCUCAGGGACGGGUGUCUCGUUUGGCGUUCCUGCCUUCAAAUACCGCAAUCCGCUCUGUAACUGUCAAGUCUACCUACGCAACAGCGUUAUCCUGCCCUUCGUUGUCUGGGCCCUCACCCAAGUCUCGUUCGGCCAACCGCGAUCAUGUACCGCCUGUGCGCGACGGUGUCCGAAGGUCUCCUCGUCAGCAGGCAGAUCAAUAUAUCCAACAAGCACGCGAAAGAGCUGAACAGAGGGCGGACGCUGAGGCUCGCUUCUUUGGAAUGGGUAAGGCGAAAGCGCCUAAAGGAAAGGGCAAGCAGGCGAAGAAGCGUGCGGCCUGA